AUGCAGUCUGGCUCCGAAGGAACAAGUGAUGGGUCCGAGCAGUGGGGGUAUGUAGAAGUUGGACCAGGCGCUCACCUCUUCUGGUGGCUAUACAGAAGUCCAUACAGAAUUGAAGACCCUUCCAAGCCAUGGCCAUUACUGCUGUGGCACCACGGGGGCCAGGGAGCCUCCGGUGUUGGAUUUGGAAAUUUCAGAGAAAUCGGACCACUGGAUGAGAAUUUGCAGCCCCCGAAAUUCACAUAGCUUCGAAAAGCAGAUCUCUUAUUUGUGGACAGUCCAGUGGCAACAGGCUUCAGUUAUGUAGAGAAUGAGAGCUUAGCAGUGAAGACAGACCAUGAAGCAGCAGUUGAUUUGACCACUUUGCUGAUAGAGCUCUUCAAUGGGAAUGAGACCAUCCAAAAGAGCCCUCUGUAUGUCUUUGCAGAAUCAUAUGGAGGCAAAUUAGCUUCUGCUUUGGGAGUAACAGCUCUAAGAGCUAUUGAAGCUGGAAAACUGAAGGCCCGACUUGGGGGAAUUGCUUUAGGGGAUAGCUAAAUUUCUCCCGUGGACUUUGUGUUGUCAUGGGGACCUAUUCUUAGAGUCAUCUCACGAAUCGAUGAGAACGACUUAAAUCAAUCCAACAGUUUAGCCCUGAAGAUCCAGCAGCAACUUGCAGAAGGCAAAUCGGAAGAUGCCACGGGAACAUUUCUAGACCUGGGGCAAGUCAUCCUAAAAUACAGUAACAACGUGGACUUUUAAUUCAUGUUAGACGACGAGAGCAACUCGGCAGUGGUGAAAGAGGGUAGAAGUAGCUCAUAUAGGUACACGGAGAGAACCUCAACUGGUGCAGGGUCAGCCGAUAGUGACUUCGGAAGCUUUAUGAUUGGGCCAAUUAGAAAGAAGCUAAAGAUCAUCGCGGAUAAUGUGACAUGGCAAGGACGGUUUCGAUUGAUUUUUCCAGCCACGUGUGGAGAUUCCUUGAAACCAAGAAUCGAAGAGGCGGACAAGCUUUUAGCCAAAGGCAUAAACGUCACCAUUUACAAUGGACAGCUAGAUCUCAUAUGUGCAACAAAAGGAGCAGAAGCAUGGCUCAGUAAGCUCAAGUGGGAUGAUCUGAGCAGUUUCCUGAGCGAGGACCGUGCUCCUCUGUACUGUGGAAAAGGCUUUACGGGGACGAAAGGAUUCGUGAGAUCCCACAGGAACCUCUUCUUUUACUGGAUUCUCGGCGCUGGACACAUGGUGAAACCCAGCGACCAGCCGUGCAUUUCCUUACAAAUGGUGGGCAGCAUCACUCAGUCGCCAAGCAAAUCUUAGUUUGAAAAUCAA
Eucalyptus grandis is the source of this 1305-nucleotide messenger RNA. Its product is annotated as serine carboxypeptidase-like 51. Gene Ontology annotation, molecular function: serine-type carboxypeptidase activity. Gene Ontology annotation, biological process: proteolysis. Lineage: Eukaryota; Viridiplantae; Streptophyta; Magnoliopsida; Myrtales; Myrtaceae. The record is from RefSeq and is a predicted model, not a curated record.